CGCCAUAUUGACAUUCGACAAUUUUUGGGAGGACAGGUGAAUGUGUUAACGUUACUCGAAAGUGUGAAGUGUUUUUGGAAAAAAGAGAGGUUAUAAGCAAUCACUAUGGGGAAUGUGUUUGCAAAUUUAUUCAAAGGCCUUUUUGGCAAAAAAGAGAUGAGGAUAUUGAUGGUAGGAUUAGAUGCUGCUGGUAAAACUACUAUUUUAUAUAAACUUAAACUAGGAGAAAUUGUUACAACUAUACCUACAAUUGGAUUCAAUGUGGAAACUGUAGAAUAUAAGAACAUCAGCUUUACAGUGUGGGAUGUUGGUGGUCAGGAUAAAAUUAGGCCAUUAUGGAGACACUAUUUCCAAAAUACACAGGGUCUAAUAUUCGUAGUUGACAGCAAUGAUAGGGAGCGUAUCACAGAAGCCAAAGACGAACUGAUGCGCAUGUUGGCUGAAGACGAACUACGAGACGCUGUACUUCUCAUCUUCGCCAACAAACAGGAUUUGCCAAAUGCCAUGAAUGCAGCUGAAAUAACAGACAAGCUGGGACUUCAUUCACUACGUAACCGCAACUGGUACAUCCAAGCAACAUGCGCGACGAGCGGGGAUGGUUUAUAUGAAGGUCUGGAUUGGUUGUCUAAUCAACUGAAGAACGCCAACCGUUAAGUGCAAGUGAAUCGCAGUUGAAGAACUGUGUCUGUUCAUGUACUGUCGUGUUGAUGAUACCAUAUGUUGCAAUUAAGGGUUUUUCUGUGUUGUAUUGGCCUUGAGGUCAUAUUCUAGAUUUGUUCUGGUUAUUUUCGAAUUGUUAAGAGUCAUAACCACAAAACCGCCACAAGUUUAUAAUUAAAUGGAAAUCAUGAAUAGUUUAACUGCUGUUACCUGAAAGCUUAAUAGUAAUAUUGAAUUUCUAUGAAGUGAUGACAUACAUUCGAAAAUGAUGAGGGGAAAACUACUCCACGAAAUACCCUUAAGAAUGUAUACCCUAAAAUGGUAUGCUCAGCGUUUAAAUCUCAUUCUAUAUAUAUAUGUCACUUUUAUUUAUUUCUUUCAGGUGAAAAACUGGAUUAUUUUGUAACAUAACUGUUUUUGUAAUAGGUUUAAAUGUACAGUAGACGUUUGUAUUUAAAUAAAUAUUUUUUGGAUAAAAAUUACUGUGAAAGGUAUCGUUGUAACAUAUGGUAAGGCUGUUCGUAUUUAAAAUAAAAAAGAACAUGUUUUUAAAUA
Molecule: messenger RNA, 1215 nt
Organism: Leptinotarsa decemlineata (Colorado potato beetle)
Lineage: Eukaryota; Metazoa; Arthropoda; Insecta; Coleoptera; Chrysomelidae
Gene: Arf79F
Product: ADP-ribosylation factor 1
Molecular function (GO): GTP binding; GTPase activity
Source: RefSeq, a predicted model, not a curated record